Molecule: messenger RNA, 3538 nt
Organism: Pangasianodon hypophthalmus (striped catfish)
Lineage: Eukaryota; Metazoa; Chordata; Actinopteri; Siluriformes; Pangasiidae
Product: digestive cysteine proteinase 2
Exons: 11
Coding region: 142-1788 (548 amino acids)
Biological process (GO): immune response
Cellular component (GO): lysosome
Molecular function (GO): cysteine-type endopeptidase activity
Source: RefSeq, a predicted model, not a curated record
CCGGCUGCGUGUUUUGAUUGGCGCGCGCUGCAGGUCGCUACCUUGAUAAAUAUGAGCUGUUUAUAACACGGGGAAGUUUCCGCGCGAGCGUGUGAGGUUGUUUAUGUCGCUGUAUGUGUUUUAUUAACACGUCGCUUCACCAUGUGGACCUUUCUAGCUGUAGCCGUGUUGUUCGGCUGUGCCUUAGUGUUGCAAGCUUCACCUCUUGCUGGCCGGACGCUUCCUGAUUUUGGACAGAUGUACCAUGUAAAAGGUGUGAUCUCAUUACCCUAUGCUGAAAUCAAGGAACCUUUUGAAGGCUGGUAUGAUGUACAGGGGAAGAGAAGCAGAAUUGACUAUUAUCAUGGACAAGUCUCCACUUUUCAACUUGGAGCAGCAGGAGAUCAAGGCGUCAGCUACAAAAUCACACCUGUGACAACUGAGACUGAAUUUAAUGCCAUGAAAUGCUUCCAAGUCAAUGGCACUAAGGAGGAUCCUGUUCUGCCUCAGGCUGCACUGCCUGACCUACAAGGCUUUGAGUUUGAGCAGAUGGAAUACUUUGCGGGCCUCUUGUGUGAGGUGUGGAAGAACGUCACUGUUGUUGGACACAAAAAGAACACUUACCGUCUGUGGGUGGCCCGACCAGAGGGUGGAACGUCACAGGCCGUACCUUACCAUUAUGAAAUGAUGGGCUACAACACGCUUCUGGGUUCCCACUAUGACAAAUACCUCAUCGACUACAGUGACUUCAACCCUCGAACCGAUCCUAAAGACUUUGAUCUGCCAGAAGGUAUGAGCUGCGGUCCUUUUCCUGGUCCAGGAGUGGAGCACAGAAUACUAGCCAAUCCCAUUCAAGACUUGAUUCAUACUUCUCCUGUGGGCCAUGCCCAUCGAUUAUUUGGGCACUUUAAGGAAAAAUAUGAGCAUAACUAUGAAGAUGAGGUGGAACAUGAAAAGCGAGAACACAACUUUGUACAUAAUGUUCGGUAUAUUCACUCCAUGAACAGAGCAGGCCUCUCAUAUUCCCUCUCAGUGAAUCACCUGGCUGAUCGCUCAGAGGAAGAGCUAGCAAUGAUGAGAGGUGGGAAACAGAGGAAGACCCCUAACAAAGCUCAACCUUUCCCCACUGAACUCCGCUCUCUCACUCUGCCUGACUCCCUGGACUGGAGGCUGUAUGGUGCCGUGACCCCUGUAAAAGACCAAGCUGUGUGUGGGUCCUGCUGGAGCUUUGCAGCAACAGGAGCACUAGAAGGAGCAUUGUUUUUAAAGACAGGGGAGCGUGUGGUGUUGUCUCAGCAGAUGCUAGUAGACUGUACAUGGGGCUUUGGGAACAAUGGCUGUGAUGGAGGAGAGGAGUGGAGAGCAUUUGAAUGGAUCAUGAAACAUGGUGGCAUCUCCACUGCAGAGAGUUAUGGUGGAUACACUGGCAUGAAUGGCCUGUGUCACUAUAAUGAAUCCUCUCUUACUGCCCAUGUGAAAAGCUACACCAACGUCACCAGUGGAGAUUUGGAGGCUCUGAAGGCUGCGCUGUAUAAAUAUGGUCCUACUGCAGUCAGCAUCGAUGCCGCUCACCGCUCCUUUAGCUUCUACAGUAAUGGCGUGUAUUAUGAACCAGACUGCAAGAACGGGAUAGAUGACCUGGACCAUGCUGUUCUGGCAGUGGGUUAUGGGGUACUGGAUGGACAGCCUUACUGGCUGGUGAAGAACUCCUGGUCCACUUACUGGGGUAACGAUGGUUAUGUGCUUAUGUCCAUGAAGGACAACAACUGUGGAGUGGCAACUGGGGCCACAUAUGUUACACUGUCCUAAUGCACAUGAUUAAAGAAACAUGCUCAGAUAUAAUUGGUUACAAACUAGAGCUGAUUUAUGCUGAGCUUAAAAAAAAAAUAGUAUUUGCCUCACAACAAACAAAUAUUGCAUUGUGUUCUGACCACAUGGUGUCACUCAAGGUAAACAUGUUUCAUUAGAACAUGCAUACACAAUCUGCCAGAUGUCUUUUUUUUUUUUUUUGUCAGAAUUAUAUGGCUGUCUUUAAAUGAGUUGCACUGAAAUUACAAGUGUUUGUUCUUGCAUUUCAUAUAGAACAAUUAAGAUGUAUUCCACUGUGUUAUGUUUUAUGUAGCCUUAUUUUACCUGCACUGAGAGGUGGCAGUGCUAAUGGGUUACUGCUGGAAAUGCUAGGGAAUGAAUUAAACUUUUUUUUUUUUUUUUUUUUUUUUUUUUUUUUAAAGAAUGCUUUUGAUUUAAUCCUUAAGUCCUACCCAUGUUUUUUUUUUCAAGAAGUCAGUUUUUUAAUUAGUUUUUAAUCAGUGGACUCCCUCAAGGUAAUGGAUUCUUGGACAAGGAUAUUUACAGCAAUUUAUGAAUUCCUUGACAUCCAUGUGUCCAGUGCUUGGGUGUCCAGGUGUAGUUAAUUCAUCUUUAUGCUUUGGGAAAUCCUAGUGUUUGUUCUUUUUAUAAUUAAAGUUAUGUUUGCCAUAUCAAAGUCUAUAUGACUCUGGUUAUAAAUAUUUUAUUCCCUGAUACUCCAAAAUUGAAGCUCAAGAACAUAGGAAUUAUUAAAACCAGUCACAAAACAGAGCUAACUGCAAAGACCAACAGCAAUAAAAUAGAAGUCUUUUGGAAUCAAAAUAAGUAGGACUAUACAAUCAAAUGACUGAAUGGAUAACAACACCCCUUUCAGAAAUGUCGUAAUCUGAGACCCCAGGUGGAUGCUACAGGUAACCUCCCAAUCUAAUGGACAGGGGGCGUUCUGGUGUUGGCACGUGUGCACAUGUGCACAAGAAGGUGUCCAGGUGAUUCUCACCAUCCAUGACUGUUGGGAGAAGUGAAGCAGAACUACCGUUCCAAGAAACAGAAUGCUGACGUAAAGCACAAUGUUACAAAUGAUUUACAAAUUGCUUGGAUCCCUUGGGUGCUCUAUUACCUAGUGCCCUGCUAAAUGUCAUGAUGUACACAAGGUACUUGUAAAUAAUCAACUCUUAAUCUUAUGGGUUCAGCAACUAAAGCUCAAGCACAACACUAAGAAUAAAAAUAUUAGUCAGCCAGUUUGCUGCUUAUGCAUGCCGUACUCCAAAUGUUUUUCUUUGAAUAAGCAAAGGAAAUGUAUAUACCAAGAUAUGUACCAUGAUACUAAUGAUCUACAAUCUACAUAUACCUUGUUAGCAGUUUGCCUGGACCCACGACAAAACAUUUCCUGUUUUACUGUCUGUAAUGAUCCUACUUAAUGUUCUUGAUCAGAAUGAAGUUGGCCCUCACUAGUCAGCAUGGGUGAUUUAAUGUGUCUAUGUGCAGAUAUUAUUGUUUCUGCAUCAGUAUACUAUCAGAUAUGUGUAGUGCAUAAUUGCAUCUCAGUGUUCUGUUGUCCUGCCUAGUUAACAUGCACUCUCCUGUGGAUUUAUCAUACAUUUUUGCACUCAUCAUUUGCAUUUAAUGUAGUCCUAUUUACCAUGAUACUGCCUUUAUUUGUGUUACACCAUGGUCCUGAUGAAACAGCAUUUUGUUCCAAUGUGUACCAGUUAUAUAUAACAAAUGACAAUAAAACCUGCUUGUCUCGACA